GCUCGUGCUCCCCCCUCCCCACUGGAUCCGUACCCUUCGACAUGGAUGUCCCGCCGUCCCUCGACCCGGAGGAUUGUUGUUUCUUGGCGCAGUGAAAGAAGAGAAGGAGAAGGGGAAGGAGAAGGAAUCAUGCCGGGACUGCUAAUGGAUUUAGGGAAAGCGCAAGUGACCAUGCCGUGAUCUUGCGCAUCCAGGGCCGCCGUCACCCUGCCUUGCCCAACGAGCGUAGAAGAAUUUCGGGGGAAUCGAACCCGCGCACCGGGGGGAUUAAACCACUGUGCAUUUUUUUUAAACAACAUGAAGAUUACCUCCCAUCAUCUGAUGAUAAGCAGUCUCGUUUUCAGGUCCAACCUCAGGCUGAUCCCGCUUCUGCUGCUGUUUCUUGGUUACUCUCGCGGGAUGCCACACGUUUUAAGAUUUGGAGGAAUAUUUGAAUCCACUGAGAGCGGCCCUUCCGGAGCAGAGGAAUUAGCCUUUAAAUUUGCCUUGAACACAAUCAACAGGAACCGCACCUUGCUCCCCAACACCACGCUGACCUAUGACAUCCAGAGAAUAAACAUCUUCGACAGCUUUGAGGCCUCCAGGAAAGCAUGUGAUCAGCUUUCCCUCGGUGUGGCGGCCAUUUUUGGCCCCUCACACAGCUCCUCUGCCAACGCAGUCCAAUCCAUCUGCAAUGCUUUGGGAGUGCCCCACGUCCAGACCAAGUGGAAGCAUCAAAUCUCAGACAACCGGGACUCGUACUAUGUCAGCCUGUACCCCGACUUCUCGUCCCUCAGCAGAGCCAUCCUCGACCUGGUGCACUUCUUCAAGUGGAAAACCGUCACCGUGGUGUACGACGACAGCACAGGUACAGGUCUUAUUCGACUGCAGGAGCUGAUCAAGGCACCGUCACGAUACAACAUUCGUUUGAAGAUCCGACAGCUGCCCACCGAGACCAAGGAUGCCAAGCCACUUCUGAAGGAGAUGAAGAAGGCAAAGGAGUUCCAUGUCAUCUUUGAUUGUGGACAUGAGAUGGCUGCCUGGAUCCUAAAACAGGCCCUGGCCAUGGGUAUGAUGACAGAGUACUACCAUUAUAUUUUUACUACCCUGGACCUUUUUGCCCUCGACAUGGAGCCGUAUCGUUUUAGUGGAGUCAACAUGACCGGGUUCCGCAUCCUCAACACAGAAAACUCUCAGGUGUCGUCCAUCAUCGAGAAGUGGUCAAUGGAGCGGCUACAAGCCCCCCCCAAACCCGACUCAGGCCUGCUGGAUGGAUUCAUGACGACGGAUGCAGCGCUGAUGUACGACGCGGUGCACGUGGUGGCGGUGGCGGUGCAGCAGUCGCAGCAGAUCACGGUCAGCUCUCUGCAGUGUAACCGCCACAAGCCGUGGCGCUUCGGGGGGCGUUUCAUCAAUCUCAUCAAAGAGGCUCACUGGGACGGGUUGACAGGACGUGUUCUCUUCAACAAGACCAAUGGACUGAGGACAGAUUUCGACCUGGAUGUCGUCAGUCUGAAGGAGGAGGGGCUGGAAAAGAUUGGAACAUGGGAUCCUCCCAGCGGUCUGAAUAUGACAGAGUCUCACAGAAGCAAGACGUCCAACAUCACGGACUCUCUGGCUAACAAGUCCCUGCGUGUUUCCACCAUUCUGGAGGAGCCAUAUGUGAUGUUUAAAAAGUCGGACAAGCCUCUGUAUGGGAACGACCGUUUUGAAGGCUACUGUAUUGACCUGCUGAGGGAGCUCUCUGCCAUCCUGGGCUUUCGCUAUGAGGUGCGAUUAGUGGAAGAUGGGAAGUACGGCGCGCUGGAUGAAAGCACCGGCCAAUGGAACGGCAUGGUGCGAGAGCUAAUAGACCAUAAAUCAGACCUGGCGGUGGCUCCUCUGGCCAUCACCUACGUCCGGGAGAAGGUCAUCGACUUCUCCAAGCCCUACAUGACGCUGGGGAUAAGUAUCCUGUACCGCAAACCCAACGGCACCAACCCCGGGGUCUUCUCCUUCCUCAACCCCCUCUCACCUGAUAUCUGGAUGUAUAUUCUGCUGGCUUGCUUGGGUGUCAGUUGUGUGCUGUUUGUCAUAGCCAGGUUUAGCCCAUACGAGUGGUACAACCCGCAUCCAUGCAACCCAGACUCGGAUGUAGUGGAAAACAAUUUUACGCUGCUCAAUAGUUUCUGGUUUGGAGUUGGGGCUCUCAUGCAGCAAGGCUCAGAGCUCAUGCCCAAGGCGCUGUCGACUCGAAUAGUGGGAGGCAUCUGGUGGUUCUUCACCCUCAUCAUCAUUUCCUCCUAUACGGCCAACCUGGCUGCCUUCCUCACGGUGGAGAGGAUGGAGUCGCCCAUAGACUCUGCCGAUGACCUGGCCAAACAAACUAAGAUCCUGUACGGGGUGACGGAGGACGGCGCCACCAUGACUUUCUUCAAGAAAACUAAAAUCUCCACCUACGACAAGAUGUGGGAGUUCAUGAACAGCAGGAGGCAGUCUGUGAUGGUUAAGACGAUGGAAGAGGGAAUCCAGCGCGUCCUGACCUCCGACUACGCCUUCCUCAUGGAGUCCACCACCAUCGAGUUUGUCACCCAGCGCAACUGCAACCUCACACAGAUCGGAGGCCUCAUCGACUCCAAAGCGUACGGAGUGGGAACCCCGAUGGGCUCUCCCUACAGAGACAAGAUCACGAUAGCUAUUCUGCAGCUGCAGGAGGAAGGGAAGCUGCACAUGAUGAAGGAGAAGUGGUGGAGAGGGAACGGCUGUCCCGAGGAGGAGAGCAAGGAGGCCAGCGCUCUCGGGGUGCAGAACAUCGGAGGGAUCUUCAUCGUGCUGGCUGCAGGACUGGUGCUGUCCGUGUUUGUGGCCGUAGGGGAGGUGCUGUACAAGUCCAAUCAGAACGCCCAGCUGGAGAAGCGAUCAUUCUGCAGCGCCAUGAUGGAUGAGCUGCGUGUCUCUCUGAAGUGCCAACGCCGCCUCAAACAGAAGCCUCAGCCGCCCGUCAUCGUCAAGACGGAGGAGGUCAUUAACAUGCACACGUUCAACGACAGGAGACUCCCAGGAAAAGAAACCAUGGCAUGAACGCUGAGCAGACCCCGAACACACCCCUCGAUUAAAACCAUGGAGGGGAGACGGGGUCAAAAUAACGCUGACUUAACCGCAGACUGAGGUUAGCAGCCAGGACAGGAUUCCUUUUGAACCCACUUGCCUAUGUAGACGGAUGUUUCCUGUGGAAAUAUAGAUACCUGAGCAGUGUCACCUCACUGUGACGUUCACUUUUUGAAGGGAGCUGGAAAGGAAGGACUUAAAAAAAAAUAUGUAAAUUGAUAAAGGGAUCCAAGCAGUGUUUGGGUCAAAAUAUAAGUCUGGUCCACACUAGAAGUGGACUUAAAUACAUUUACAUAUCAGAUAAAUGCACACACAUAGGCACAGACACACAUAUACACACACAUACACAUACACACUCUCAUCUGACACACUUUAAACCUGUGCAGAAGGGGCAACUCUAUUGUGACAGUAACACCAGAUGUAGUUUUUCUGUUGAUGUCAAUGCCCUUUUGUCUUACCUCCAUGUGUGUUUGACUCCCUUCAGUGGCUUGAGUUUCUUUUAAAUGAUUUAAACAAACACUAAUCUCACACCAACAAAAGGGACCGGUAGUCAGUGCCAAAUGGUUUACUAUGAACCAAUGUAUAAAAGUGAUAUUUAGUUUGGAAUCAUCUGCCGACCUUGUCGAAUACUCAUCUUUCUUCUUCUGUAAUGCCUUUUUCUCGUGCCAAAGUUCUGCCAUUGUGAAGAACUUUUUUUUACCAUGCCUAUGAUUAAGUUCAAAGCCUCUACAAGCAAUGUAUACUGUCAACGUCCUUAUUCAUGUCCGUCAUUACACGCAGUUUUCACUCUGUAUCAGUUGUUGUUUGAAAAAUGCAGGAUUUCUACAAAAAUGUUUGUUUUUGUACAAGAACAAGAAGUUUUGUAGUACUUUGUAUCAUGGUAGCCCCUCCUGUGGACAAAAUAUGUAGCAGAUGCCAACUCAGCCCUCAAAUGAUGUCAACUGGUGGCUGUGGGGCUUCAAACUCUGCUGUGUAGGGUUCAUCUCUCUCAUCACUCUGAGAUCCAGUCUUUUGUCUGUCGGUAUCAUGGGGCCAGCUGUACAUACUGUCUGGGGACAAUGUGCUGGGGUUGGGUGGGUAAGAACAAUACAAUUAUAAACUAAAUGGUGUUCAAAGUAGGAAAGGCAUUGGCUUAUUCUGGAAAUUGUAGCUUCUGUUGGUUGACCACUGUAGCUAUGAUGAGUCACCAUGAAAGACGUAGUAAAACAUGCGUGUGUUGAAGAUACACACAGCUACUAAGCUACGAUGUUGUUACCAGGCUACAUUUCAGCUGUGGUAGACUGCAAAUGGUUUGAAAGUAGGUAUUUUUUAAGACAUAUUUAGGAAAAGUGCUGCACUGUAAAAAAAAUAAUUAAAGAAAUCCUCUCUUGAUCUUAGAAAAUGAUUGAAACUAGUGGAUUUCAUUGAUAAGGAAAAUGUUCCAAUAAUCCCACAGCACUGACCAAUUCUGUUAUAGAAAAAUAAGCAAAAAAAGAUUAUAUUUCCCUAUGAAUUAAAAAACUUAACACAAGGUCAAUUUAGUCCCAGUUCUGGAGCUUUUUAACAUAUCACAUUAUUUUCAUUAGCACCUUGUUUUUGCUCAGUUGCCAUUUCAACUUUCAACUGUCAACUUCUUAAGACAACAUGUUUUAAGUCCUAAAAGUGCUCAUAUAAAAAGGAAUGAUGUAAUAUCCAUCAUUCAAACUGGGAAACUCUGCUGAGGUAGAUCAUGUGAUAUUAUCAAAAGCUCCAGGGUAGCUACUAAUAAGUGGCGUACAUGUUUUCUCGACUGCUGUUUCCAAAUCCAGGAAUGAAUUUUGAACCUCAGUGACGGGCGACCUGUGAAUGUAUGUAACGGUACAACUGCAGUAAAUGUGAUGUGGGAAUAUUAAGCAGCUUCGAGGCACUUCCUGUAUGUUUCCAUAGUAAAUGUCUCAACUUGGCUAGCUGCGUCAUUUAUGUUCCCCAAAGUAGUCUCGAGCGACCCAGGGGUGUUGUUGUUAAUGAUAUCGUGUGGGCGGAGCAGAUUGUUUAUCCACUAAUUGUCUCCAGAUUCUCGUCACAAAUCACAUUUGGCCCCACGACACUUCUUAUCUGUUAAUGCUGUCCCAUGUUGUGAAAUGACAAGCAUACUUGGUAGGUUUCUUCUUCACUGCCCCUGUCUUCUUACACUAUCCUGUUAAUCAUUUGUUAUUCCAGGGAAGACAAAAAAAAAAA
Molecule: messenger RNA, 5262 nt
Organism: Trematomus bernacchii (emerald rockcod)
Lineage: Eukaryota; Metazoa; Chordata; Actinopteri; Perciformes; Nototheniidae
Product: glutamate receptor ionotropic, kainate 2-like
Exons: 16
Coding region: 298-3039 (913 amino acids)
Biological process (GO): monoatomic ion transport; modulation of chemical synaptic transmission; synaptic transmission, glutamatergic
Cellular component (GO): plasma membrane; presynaptic membrane; postsynaptic membrane
Molecular function (GO): transmitter-gated monoatomic ion channel activity involved in regulation of postsynaptic membrane potential; kainate selective glutamate receptor activity
Source: RefSeq, a predicted model, not a curated record